AUGGAAGUGAUGAUAAUACUGAUACUUUUUUCUUAUUUACAUUUCAGAACUAGCUGUAUCCGAUGGAAGUUCAUUUUCUGUAGCACUUUGGAAAUCCUGGGUGUCAUCGUUUGCCAAAGCUUCAUAUUCCACAGAAUUUUCAUACCAGCCUAUGAAGACUUUGGUAGAAGAAGGUUUACUUGGGACGAAUUGAUCGUCUCCUUCUUGGAACAUGCCCUUCCAGGCCUCUUGAUAUACGUGUCCGAUUUUUACCUGAUUCUUCAUUCUAUGCAGAAUAUAUUUGCCGAGUUGUUGCGGUUUGGUGACAGACUUUUCUACAGAGACUGGUGGAAUUGUAGGACAUUCACGGAAUUUUUCAGAAAUUGGAACGUAAUUGUCCACGACUGGCUGUAUACCUACAUCUAUAAAGAUAUAUACGAACACGUUGUGAGAAGUAAAGGUGUAGCCAAAUUUACUACUUUCCUAGUGUCAGCCAUUGUACAUGAGUGGGCUUUCACGCAUAUGUUCGGAUACUUCUUUCCGUUAGUAUUCAUUUUCUUCAUGUUAUUCGUAAUGAUGAUCAUGUUUAUCAAAAUAAGAGAUGAAACUGUUGUAAACAUAUUGUUUUGGAUACAACUGGCACUUGGCUGUGGUUUUCUGGUGAGUGGUUAUACCUUGGAAUUUUUUGCCAGACAAAAUAUUCCAGGUGAUACGGAUUCAUUGAAAGAUUUACUGUUUCCAAGGUGGUUGACCUGUGUAGAUUGUAUACACUGAAUUCAGAUGAAACAUCGAUUCUGAAUAUUUCAUAGGGUGAAAGCAAGAAACUGAAACCAAAAUGAAUGAAAAAAUAAGAUGAAUGGGUCGUAAUACGAUUAUAAUAUUUCAUUAUA
Leptinotarsa decemlineata (Colorado potato beetle) is the source of this 869-nucleotide messenger RNA. RefSeq names its product sterol O-acyltransferase 1-like. Gene Ontology annotation, biological process: cholesterol metabolic process. The record is from RefSeq and is a predicted model, not a curated record. NCBI's taxonomy places the organism in Eukaryota, Metazoa, Arthropoda, Insecta, Coleoptera, Chrysomelidae. Gene Ontology annotation, cellular component: endoplasmic reticulum membrane.